CCUACAGUGGUUGGGAUUUUCAGUGCGUUUGGCCUCGUCUUCUCUGUCUCCCUCUUUGCKUGGAUCUGCUGCCAACGCAAAUCUUCCAAGUCCAACAAGACCCCUCCAUAUAAGUUUGUCCAUGUUCUGAAGGGGGUUGAUAUUUACCCUGAGAAUCUCAACAGCAAGAAGAAGUUUGGAGCUGAUGAGAAAAACGAAGCAAAGAACAAAUCAGCAAUGCCAAAGAAUUCUCUCCAUCUUGACCUGGAGAAGAGAGAUCUAAAUGGCAAUUUCCCCAAAACCACAAAAAUGCAGAGCUCUCCAGAUCCCGAAAAUUCAUCCCCUAAGCACUUUGCAGAAAGGAAGAAAGAUUCUGUAUCCCCUGAUAGCUUAAAAUCCAUCACUUCCCUGUCAUCUGAAGAGAAACAAGACAAGCUAGGAACUCUCUUUUUCUCCYUAGAGUACAACUUUGAGAAAAAAGCAUUUGUAGUGAACAUCAAAGAAGCUCGUGGGCUGCCAGCAAUGGAUGAACAGUCAAUGACUUCUGAUCCCUACAUCAAAAUGACAAUCCUGCCUGAGAAAAAGCACAAGGUGAAAACCAGAGUGCUGAGAAAAACCUUAGAUCCAGCUUUCGAUGAGACUUUCACGUUUUAUGGGAUCCCCUAUAGCCAAAUUCAAGACUUAACACUUCACUUCAUGAUCUUGAGCUUCGACAGAUUUUCCAGAGAUGAUGUCAUCGGRGAAGUCCUCAUCCCCCUUGCUGGAAUUGAACUCUCCGAAGGAAGACUGCUAAUGGACAGAGAGAUCAUCAAAAGAAAUGUUAGGAAGUCAUCUGGGCGUGGAGAAUUACUGGUCUCUCUCUGUUAUCAGUCUACAACAAACACUCUCACUGUCGUUGUUCUAAAAGCGAGGCAUCUACCUAAAUCUGAUGUGUCAGGAUUAUCAGAUCCUUAUGUCAAAGUGAACCUGUACCAUGCCAAGAAGAGAAUCUCUAAAAAGAAAACCCAUGUGAAGAAGUGCACCCCCAAUGCAGUGUUCAAUGAAUUGUUUGUCUUUGACAUUCCCUGUGAGGGCCUUGAUGAUAUCAGCAUUGAAUUUCUGGUUUUAGAUUCAGAUAGGGGGUCAAGGAAUGAGGUCAUUGGCCGGUUAACCUUGGGCUCUUCAGCAGAAGGAACAGGUGGAGARCACUGGAAAGAGAUUUGUGAAUAUCCUAGGAGACAAAUUGCCAAAUGGCAUAUGUUAUGUGAUGGUUAGCAGCUUAGAGAGGGGUAGGAGCUUAAAAACUAUAUAUAUUUCCAUAGACAAGGAGCAGGGUUUUGUUUUUGUUUUUUUCUUUGCUAUAUAUAAUUACAAACUUUCAACUACAAAACUUUUUUUUUCUUUCUUUCCAAGGGAAGGGUGGGGGGUUGGAAUAAAAUUAGAUUGAAUUAUCAGAACAGAAGGUAACUAAAUUUCCACAGUAAAUAACAGAAUUUCUAUUUAAUUAAAUUUUAACAUCAUUAGUUCAGAUUCAUAUUCUUCUAGAGUUUAAAUAGCCUGUAAAUUCAGAACUAUAAAGCUCAAGAAGAACAAACUGUGCUUUGAAAAAGUCACUUAUUAGUGACUCUUAUGGAGAAGAAGAKAACCUUAUUAUAAUAUAUCCAAAAAGACCCCACACCUGUGGCUUAUUAGGGAAGGGGAUGAAUCUAUGACAGCCAUGGGGAUUGAGGGUGAGUAGGGGUGGGCAUUCCUUCUGCCCCUCMACCAAAACCUUCUUUUAUGAAAAUUCAGUUGUUUGUAGUUUUGGUUAUUUAUACUUUGAUCAUCCCAAAGAAUGAUAAUGUUUUCAGCAUUUUGUUUUACAUGUCACAUCGUGUAGAACUAGGUUUUUUUUAAAUGUGGAAACAUAUAAUUAUUUACACUUGGACUUUUUUAAUAAGGCUAUAUUUAUAAUUUAUAUUAUUACAGUGACCAAAAUUGAUACAUACUUUAAAUAGCCGAUCAAGUUAACAUACAUUUUUUUGUUAAAAGGGCUCCUUUACGGGUGACUGUACAUGUUACAGUAUAGCUAGAAUUUGGGAUUAGAUAUGGAUUGCAUUUUUUUCCUCUAGGUAGGAUUACACUUUAAGCAUUUCAAGCCAUGCAAAACAAUUUCUGUUCAGAUGAGGUAACAUACAGGAUAUUACAAUCAAUGACUUUUCACCAACUGUAUUUUAACCAUUCACUAGUACUUAAAGAAAAAUCGUUGCUUUUUUUUUUCUUUUUUUGAUUAGUUGUUGUUGUUGGUGUAGUUUCAUCAAAGACUAAACAAAAUAGUGAGACAGAGAAGAAAACCGUUUUCUGCUGUUUAACUUCCUGGACUGUAACUAAUGCCAUUACAGUCAGUACCAAUAAAGAAAACUUCAAAACAUUUUUUAAAUGUUGCAGGAGAAGAAACCAAGUUCACCUUAUAACUUCUCCAAUAAUAUGUAGACAAAGAACUUGGAAAGUGCAUUUCACAUAGAUUAUAUGAAUUAAUGUACAUUACUGACUGUACUGAAAAUGGUGGUGGUGAGGGAAAAUAACAUCCUGGUUUCAUGUCAGUGUGACACACGACUAUUUGAACUUAAACUGUGUCAGGCUGAGGAAAUUAUCAAGUGUAACAAUAACAAGUGUGCAAAUAAAGCAUUUAGACCUGUGAAAUUUAGUCUUGGUCACACCAGAUAGAUUUUUAGGCUGCCAGAACUAUAGCACAACUGUAAGCAGAUUUUUUCCUAAAGUUUGUGCACUAAUUUCUGAUACAGAAUUGUUUGCAAAUAUUAGUCCUACUUCAUUUUCAACUACAAUAUAUAUAUAAAAAAAAGAACAUAGUGAUGUUAGUUAUUGACAUAAGAAGGGUUUAAAAAGUGGAAAACCAUUUUCAGUAUUUUUUGCAUACAUCAUUUGUCACGUGUAAUCCCAUUGAAGUGAAUGAACUACUUGGGAAUUAAGGUACUGCUCAUUGUGAGUAAAGGUAGCAGGAUGGGCAUGCCAGGUUGGAACAAACCAAACAUACAUUGAAUGUCAAUCUACUUUCAUCAAACAACAGACCUAGGUCCUACUUAAAACUGUUGGGGAUUUGUUGUCUACUUUACCUGUUCUCAUAUGGCCAAAUUAUGUUUGCAGGAAAGGACACUGAAAUAUGAAAUAUGCAAGUAGACAAAUAGUACUGGAAGAAUUCCAUUGAGGCUCUUCCAGGUUUUGUGUCAGUAUUUUCUCCAGUUUUUGAGAAUGUGUUUGAUACAACAGUGUUUAUAGAUUUCUGUAAAAAUGCAUUUUCAAAAUAACAUAAACAUGCUUUUUAUGAUAAUGCUAAAUGUAAAAAUAUUGCGUAUUGUAUGUAUAAAGGAGAGGAAUCUUUUUUGAUUAUUUCUUUGGAAAGCUGAUUAACUGCUUAAGGGCCAGAGUUUGCCAGCCACAUUCAAGCAGAGAUAAUCCAAAGCCACUAAGUGAAAGAAAAAAUKCCCACAGGUUCAGUGAGGUUUGAGGUGCAAUCCCAGAGCAGAACUCUCCUGAGUCAACCCAGAAAUGUCACUGGGACCAUGGAUAUGGGGAGACAUUGUUUUGUCCARUGGAGACUGGGAGAGUUUAAGUCAGUAUCACACAAUCAGAGUUGUUAUAACUCCUAGAAGGGAAAGAGCUAAGCUGGAAAAUAUUGCACCAAAGAGAGUGGGACAUUUUGCAGCUGGAAAAGGUGGAGGUUUUUGUACACUGGCCCCUAAGUAGUUAAUUAUCUCUAAAAAUCAGAUGACAGGCAUCAUCUGUCUCCAAUGAACACAAAAUAUGACAUUAGGGGAUAAAAAUUCAUCUUAUUGAAUUAAUGCUGGGCUGUGAUCAUCUUUCAUUUUGCAUCAAACAAGUCGUCAUCAAUCUUUUUUUUUUCAGUUUUUAUAGUAGCUUGACGGUUAAUAUUUUUAUCAGCUAAAUGGAAGUUUUUUGUUGGAGGGAGGGGGGUUGGUAUGGGAAAGGGACGUAAAGAUAUUUUCAUUAAAUUUAAAAACCCUGUAAAUAGAUUUUUCUUU
Malurus melanocephalus (red-backed fairy wren) is the source of this 3998-nucleotide messenger RNA. It is a transcript of the gene SYT4, whose product is annotated as synaptotagmin 4. The transcript has 3 exons. Gene Ontology annotation, biological process: vesicle fusion; calcium-ion regulated exocytosis; regulation of dopamine secretion. The record is from RefSeq and is a predicted model, not a curated record. Gene Ontology annotation, molecular function: SNARE binding; calcium ion binding; calcium-dependent phospholipid binding. Gene Ontology annotation, cellular component: axon; membrane; synapse. The coding region runs from base 217 to 1233 and encodes 338 amino acids. Lineage: Eukaryota; Metazoa; Chordata; Aves; Passeriformes; Maluridae.